Haemonchus placei is the source of this 852-nucleotide messenger RNA. The record is from the annotation of a GenBank genome assembly. NCBI's taxonomy places the organism in Eukaryota, Metazoa, Nematoda, Chromadorea, Rhabditida, Trichostrongylidae.
AUGGCGUUUCAAAAUAAUGAAAAACCAUACCGUGGUGAUGGCCAUGGUGACCGAAGUCGUGGUCGUGGCCAUCGUGGUCGAAACCAUGGUGGUGUCCAUGGGGGUGAUGAUGGUGGUGGUGGUGGUGGUGGUGGUCAUGAGGGUGGUGAUGGUGAUGGUGUCCAUGGCCGUAAUGAUCGUCGUCGUGAUCAUGUCCAUGAUGCCCAUGGUCAUGAUCGCCGUCGUGAUACUCGAAACCGCCUUCGUGAUGCUCCUUGCCGUGGUGCCCUUUACCAUAGUCGUCGUCAUACUCAGAUCCUGGAAAGUCCUCAUCAAUACCGUGAUGAUCGCCGUGGUGACCGAAGUCGUGGUCGAAAUCGUGAUGAUCGUGGUCGUGAUGGUGGCCAUGAGGAUGAUGAUGGUGGUCGAAACCAUGAUGGUGUCCAUGGGGGUGAUGAUGAUGGUGGUGGUGAUGGUCAUGGGGGUGGUGAUGGUGAUGGUGUCCAUGGCCGUAAUGAUCGUCGUCGUGAUCGUGUCCAUGAUGUCCAUGGUCAUGGUCGCCGUCGUCAUACUCGAAACCGCCCUCGUGGUGCUCCUUGCCGUGGUGCCCUUUCCCAUAGUCGUCGUCAUACUCAGAUCCUGGAAAAUCCUCAUGUUCUCAUUCAGACAUUGAUAUAUGCUCACAGAAUUACCGUAGUACGAUCCAUGCUCUUUGCCUUUGGCGUAACUUCCCCAUCCGCCGUACUUGUGGCUGCCGUAAUCGCCAUAACCUCCCGUGUCAAAGCCUUUCGUAUAACCAGUGCCAUACUUGGAACCAUGGUCGUGUCCAUGAUGGCCAGCGCCAUAUUCACCGUAGCCGUAGCCGUACUCUGA